GGCGCGACGCGCGACCAUCUACCCUCCCUCCUCUUGUUCAUAGCAACCUGCGAAUGUCAGACUACGAAGCCUCGACAUCCAUUCCGUUUUCCUUUUUCGUAUCCCUCAUCGAACACAUAUCGCGCAUCAAGCCCCGAAAAGCCAGUAAUCAUGGAAAUAAAGGCACCUCCCAUUCAACCUCCAGUGUUGUGCAGACAUUCCGCAACUGGGUAACGGAACUCCAUCGUCGGUACGACCCUCUACCUCCUGGAACGACUGCUAUCCUAUUCCGGCUCCUCUUCCCUGAAGAGGAUGCGAAGAGGAAGUACGACAUGCAAGAGGCGAGGUUAGCACAAGUGCUCUCCGGUGCAUUUGGCCUGCUGGGACGAGGUACAGAACGCGCAAGGGGUUUGGCCAUUUGGAAAGCCGAGAACGCGAUUGGCUGUUUAGGAUUUGAAGUCCGGAAAGUGUUGGCCGAAAGUCGAGGAGUACGUUUGAUGCCGUCUCAAAUAUGUACGCUCGAAGUACUUACUCCUCAGAAGAGCCUCGGAGACGAGCUCAGCGUCGCAGAAGUCGACGCCCUCCUCUCGACCCUAGCUUGCAAAUCCGCGUUCUCUGCGGACAGCGUACGCCAAAAUGCAGAUAUUUCAACCCCGCUGAAGGACAAAUCACGGACUGAGAUUGUCCGCUCCCUAUACAGUCGCUUAUCAGCUCCCGAGGCCUGCGUAGUGACCCAGAUCAUCCUGAAGGACAUUCGGCCGUUGCUGUAUCCUCUGCCAGAGGACGAGACGCACUACACGACGCUGUUGAUACAGUACAAGAGCAAUGCAUUGGAGCAGCUCUCCAAGUUCGACGCUAUGCGUGCUUGGGACUCCAGCGGUCGUAUGCUAUCCGCGUAUCGAGUCCGUGCAUGUCUUGACGAAGCUGCAUCAGCCUAUGAAAAGGCGAUAUGCGCAGGUAAAGCAGGUGAUGUUCUCCUCGCACCACAGGUUGGGAUACCGAUUCAGAUACCGAAGUGCUCGAAAGGGCAAGGCUGCGUACAGUCUCUCCGACUUCUUCGAGGCUCGAAGAAAGUCUGGGCGGAGACCAAGUAUGAUGGGGAGCGGACACAGAUACAUGUCGACCUCGAGGCAGGCUUCCCUCGUAUCACGAUUUACAGCAAGAGCGGGCGGGAUUCAACCAUGGACCGGGUCGCCAUUCAUCCUCUCAUUCUGGACGCGAUUGGGUUCAACGAUUCGUCUUGUAAGGUGAAGAGAAACGUAGUGCUGGAAGCAGAGAUGGUUGCCUACUCCGAUACUCUUCAUCGCAUCGACGAGUUCUGGCGUAUCCGGAGCCUCAUCAGCACUACUGCUAUAGGGCCGCGUCACAGCAGACAUCCCAAGCAUACUGCUGCUGAUACCUCACAGGAUGCUGAAGAUGGGUCGCAGUGCUCCUUGGCCUCCAACGCAUCUGACGACGGUACGCGGCACCUCGCGCUCGUCUUCUUCGACAUCCUUGUUCUCGACGACGCGUCUCUCCUCUCUAGUUCUUACUCUACCCGGCGCGCGACUCUCGAAAGCCUGCUCCACCCCAAACCGGGGUACGUCAUGCUCGUCAAGCGCGUGGCCAUCGAUAUGCAGCCCAGUGUCAGCACUCGAGGCGGAAUGGACCCGGAAGCACGCCUUCGGGAGAUCUUCGCGCAAAGGAUUGCGGACCACCAAGAAGGAUUGGUGUUGAAGGCCGACGAAGCGCGAUACAACGACUGGAGGUUGCCGUGGGUCAAGUUGAAGAAGGAUUAUAUCGAAGGAUACGGAGACACCCUAGACCUCGUGCUGGUGGGCGCUACGUGGGAGAAGGAGCGCGCUCGGGAGCUUCGAGUCGCGCCCACGGCUUAUACCACUUUCUACAUCGGAGUGCUGGCGAACUCUGCCGCUCUCAAGACGAAUCCUAGAUGCAUGCCGCAUUUUGAAGUGUUCUUCACGGCAUCUUACGGGCUGAGCAGGCAGGAGUUGGAGCAACUGAACUUCCGCAUCAAGAGCUCCGACCCUGUGCGCUGUGAGCCUGGGAAGGCAAUGCAUGGACUUCCGUACACCCAUCAUUUGUUUCAUGGACUUCCCUCCCCUACUGUGCUCCUCCCCGAGCCGAUCCUUGUAGAAGUCGUUGGUGGUAGCUUCACCAAGGCAGCUCACAGCAAGUUCUACGAGCUCCGCUUCCCGCGCAUCGUAAAGGUCUUCCGGUCGAGCGAACGCUCAUGGACCGAUGGUGCCACCCUCGAGGAGUUCCAGCGGAUUGCACGAGAGUCAGUCGGCCACGAGAGCUCGCACAAGGACGUUGAGGACUGGUGCAACGAGCUCUGGGGCAAGCCGAGCUCGCCGGGAGCCAAAUGCCCUGUCAAGCGGAGGCGAACGGAGGCCGAGUGGGCAGAAAAGCUGGAAAAGGCGGAUCACAAGUCUGGGAAGAGGGCUAGGAAGGCUGAGACAGAACACGGUGUUCGUCCGGAGGCUAGUACUGCGGGUGGACGAGAGAAUCGCACCGGCGCGUUGCCGGGGUCACCGAAGUCACCUAGGUUAUUGAGAACUCUAGGCUCAAUGACGAAUGUGAUGAGGUGGUCUCCCGAAGUCGACAUGCCGCUGCAACAUCUCGCCCCGGGAGCGACGUUGACUUCUGCAAAUGCCAUACCGUCUCCGUCGCCCACGAGGAUACACUUGCGCAAUGCGGAAGACCAAAGAGCUAGCACUCUUACGGAUGCUGGUUCUGCCGAAUCCUCCGACGAUUUCACGACAAAUUGCAUUCCAGUUCGCCGUGUAGGCGCGGAACAAGUCACCGCCGGCGAUCAUCGUGUUGAGGACAAUGUCGUUGUGGACGCUCCGGCCUCGCCUCCACCGGAAUUUACUUCGACAUCGCUGGGACAUUUUCUCCAACAUGCAGUCAUAUGGCUCGCUCAGCCUCGCAGCACACCUCGACCAGCAUGGCGUGUACCUUCCAAACUCAUAUUUCCGCCUGGUCAGCAGGUACACAGCCUCGAAUCGCUCCUACAAGCUUGCCGCUGGGGCACAGCGGAGAGCAUGAGCGUGUGCGACUGGGCGGAGAAGGGCGUCAUCUUCGUCGACGAUACAGCGCCGGAGUCCAACGACCGACCGUGGACCGAGUACCCGCUCAAGUCGUUGAUGGAGCGCAGGUCGACCCUGGUUCGCGAAGUAGGGCCUGUGGCUUGCAAGCCGGUCUGGAUAUUCAGCAUGACUAUGCUCAGCUACGAGGCAUUGAGUAACGCCUGCUCAGACGUGGAGGACCGGGCCUUGUGUAAAUUCGGUUGAAGUCGGGGGCACACUUCGGCUUAACUUAUCGUUAUAUUAUCGGUUUCCGCGAGAAGGAUCGUCCGCAUACGUAGAAAGACAAAAUGUAAAUGGAAGA
This is a messenger RNA of Fomitopsis serialis, 3369 nucleotides long. RefSeq lists its product as uncharacterized. Gene Ontology annotation, molecular function: DNA binding; DNA ligase (ATP) activity; ATP binding. NCBI's taxonomy places the organism in Eukaryota, Fungi, Basidiomycota, Agaricomycetes, Polyporales, Fomitopsidaceae. Bases 54 to 3272 code for a protein of 1072 amino acids. The transcript is spliced from 11 exons. Gene Ontology annotation, cellular component: DNA ligase IV complex. The record is from RefSeq and is a predicted model, not a curated record. Gene Ontology annotation, biological process: DNA recombination; double-strand break repair via nonhomologous end joining; nucleotide-excision repair, DNA gap filling.